CGUGGACGAGAACAAAACGUAAAGAUAAAAAGUGCCCGACCUGCAUUAGAUUGCCUUUAGAAAUCAGUAUGGAUACUUAAAGCGGUGAAGCGGCCGGGAGGGUAAAAGCUGAGGUGCUGGAGGGAGGAGAGCCCUGCCAGGCUGCUGAUGGGAGGUGCUGCGGUGCUUCGAUGGUUUGCUUGAUAUUAAAAGAAGUGAUGUCAUAGUGCAUUAAAGGUGCUUAUCCCUCUAAAAUUUAAAAGGUCUGCAAAGCCACGCAACUUGAAGGAUAUUUUCAUUCUUCUGUCUCAUCUUCAUUUUCAUUCUUUAUUCCCUUUAUUUCUCUGCUCUGUAAAGCAGAGGUGAGACAAGUACAAAUGCUUGGAGAAGAGAAGGCUGUGGGGAGACCUCAUUGUGGCCUUCCAGUACUUGAAGGGAGUGUAUAAACGGGUUGGAACGACUGUUUGUGAGGGUGGAUGGUGAUAGGACAAGGGGAGUGGUGUUAAACUGAGACAGAGGAGGUUUAGGUUGGAUAUGAGGAGGAAGUUUUUCACCCAGAGGGUGGUGAGGCACUGGAACAGGUUGCCCAAGGAGGCUGUGGAUGCCCCAUCCCUGCAGGCAUUCAAGGCAAGGCUGGAUGUGGCUCUGGGCAGCCUGGGCUGCUGGUUGGUGACCUGCACACAGCAGGGGGUUGGAACAUUGUGCUCCUUUUCAUCCCAGGCCGUUCUGUGAUUCUAUGAAAUGCAGUCUGAAGAACUGCAGAUUGCUUUGGAGCUCAGGGGCCUGAAGGACAACAAAGUGCAGGUUGAGUUGGAGAUUGUGGGUUACUCAGUUCUGGUUGUGGGAUGAUGACGUUCCCCUUUCUGCCUGGUCUGGGUCCCAGGCAGCCCUCUUGCUUUUGCUUGGUGGACAUGGAGGAUCUCUGCUGGUUAACACUCGCCUAAUACUUGUGAAAUUGUCACUUCUCUUGCUUAUUUCCUCCUACAGCUUACCAAUGGAACAUAUUUCACUAUGAUGCUACAAAAGUCCUUUUUAAAUUAUUUACAAGAGAAUAAUAAGAAAAUGAUAAUAAAACACAAAGUGGUUUUCAUAGUGAUGCUGAUCAGACAACACUGACUCAGCCGCAUCCAUCGCCCUCCACUCCUUUUGUUCUCUUAAACACUGCCUUCUCUAUUCUCAGUACUUUAAUUCUUUUCAGUGUUGCAUGGGCCCAGCUCAGCUCCCCAGCAGGGUUGUGCAGUGCUGCCUGCCCCAAGCCCUCCUCAGCUGCUGCUCUGCAGGCAGUGCUGUGCUCGGUGUCCCGGUGUGUGCCUCACCCAUGCGGAAAGCAGUGCUGUGGGGUGCAGCAGCCGUGGGGCACCUGUCCACCUGACAGUUGGGUGAGAUGCUUUGUGAGGCUGGGUCAGCAGUGUUCUGUUGCUUUGAUCUGAGAGUCUCCUUCAGUGGCAUGCAUUGAUAACAUGAAGGCUUGGGACUUAACACGGCUCCAUCAUCAAGUCUGGCUGAGCACUAAUUGCUGCUAUGACCUCCAAGUGUGCUGCCUUCAGCAGGUGAUUAAUUAGCAGUGGGAUGCAGGAGAGAGUUUCUUCAGUCUUCAGGGCUGCAGCAGAAUGGCAGGCAAAGCAUGAGGAACAGCGCUGGAGCAGAACUGCCUGCAUCCUGCUGGAGCUCUCCUGGAACGCCAAGGGAACUCCCCUCAGGAAGUAAUAUGUCUGAUGCUCUUGCGAAUGCAGUGUGUGAGCGCUGCCAGACCCGCUUUGAUCCCGCAGAGAGGAUUGUGAACAGCAAUGGGGAGCUGUACCACGAGAACUGCUUCGUCUGUGCUCAGUGUUUUCGCCAGUUCCCGGAUGGACUUUUUUAUGAGUUUGAAGGUCGGAAGUACUGUGAGCAUGACUUUCAGAUGCUCUUUGCUCCUUGCUGUGGGGAAUGUGGUGAGUUCAUCAUUGGGCGUGUUAUCAAAGCAAUGAACAAUAACUGGCACCCAGAAUGUUUCCGUUGUGAGCUCUGUGAUGUGGCACUUGCUGACCUGGGUUUUGUGAAGAAUGCUGGCAGGCACCUGUGCAGGCCGUGCCAUAACCGUGAGAAAGCUAAGGGGCUGGGCAAGUACAUCUGUCAGAAGUGCCACCUGAUAAUUGAUGAGCAGCCUCUGAUGUUCCGGAAUGAUUCCUACCAUCCAGAUCACUUCAAUUGCACCCACUGUGGGAAGGAGUUGACUGCUGAGGCCCGGGAGCUGAAGGGAGAGCUGUACUGCCUGCCCUGCCACGACAAGAUGGGAAUCCCCAUCUGUGGAGCCUGCCGCAGGCCCAUUGAGGGCCGCGUGGUCAAUGCCCUGGGAAAGCAAUGGCAUGUUGAGCAUUUUGUUUGUGCCAAAUGUGAGAAGCCAUUCCUGGGGCACCGCCACUAUGAGAAAAAAGGACUGGCUUACUGUGAAACUCAUUAUAACCAGCUCUUUGGAGAUGUUUGCUACAACUGCAGCCACGUGAUUGAGGGAGAUGUGGUAUCAGCUCUUAACAAGGCCUGGUGUGUGAACUGCUUCUCCUGCUCCACCUGCAACAUCAAGCUCACACUGAAGAAUAAGUUUGUGGAGUUUGACAUGAAGCCUGUAUGCAAGAAGUGCUAUGAGAAAUUCCCACUGGAGCUGAAGAAACGCCUGAAGAAGCUGUCAGAGCUGGCAUCCAAGAAGGCACACCCCAAAGCCCUGGAUUUAAAUUCUGCUUAAGCAGGUCUGUCCAUCUGUUGACUGCGCUCUUGCAGUCGCAAGGUGCUGCUCACAGCAGCUGCUGAUUAAAAGAGAAUUACUCAGAACAAGUGAAACCAAAGAGAAGUGGUACCUUGCCCUGCUUCUGGGAACAUGGCCUGCAUCUUGACUCUCUUUUUCUCAAGCAACUGCCUAUUAACACUUGCAGAAAGAGCAGUUUACAGGCUGGUUAUUAAUUUGCUAACAUCUUAUUUUUAAACUGUACAGCAUCUUUCUUUCUUUCUUUCCUUAGUUGAACUGUACUUCUCUCUCCAUUCCUCUAUAGUCUGAUGAAUUUAGAAACACUAAUUGAGUGUAGGGGUGGAAGAAAUGUGUUGUUUGCUCUUUUUUGGUUUGAGUUUACUGGAUAAGCUCAGAAGCCAAUAGUUACAACACCUUAAUUGCCUACUUGUCUGACUCAGAACCAAUGUUAGGACUGCUGAAGAAGUUUACUUUGCUGUUUCUCUGCUCAGCAGUAAGAAGAGUGCAGUUGCCAAGGCCACGUCAGCCCCUUCUGGAUGGUUGGGCUCCCUUUAGGGAGGUGCUGGCUGUGGAAAAGGAUAAACCUUGUUAGAAACUGAUGCCAUGAUUUCUCAAUCUGUCCUCUAUCCAUCAUGGAUACAAGAGAUUCUGGUGGUCAGCACAAAGCACAUCCUAUCCUUGGACAAAGCUGACACUUCUAGUUGUUUGGAAUUAUGGAACCCAGUUGAUAAUACAGUGUUAGCUUAACUGAUUCAGUUUCAAAUCCAGUCCUUCUUGCUUUGUUUGAAAGGUGAGAAUACACUCUGAGGUCACUCUCCACAAAGCUUAAAUACACUAAGAGAUUUCUGUCAUUUGUAGUUGAUCACCAAUGCUAUCUUACAAAUUAAAAUCAGUGAAUGGUUUUCAUAACAUUCACUCAAAUAAGAGGCACCCAACAUCUUUCUUCUUAAGACCUGAAUGUGUACUUAAAGAGAGGACCUCAGACCUGAAUCUACACCUUUUAACAUGUAGUUUUGCUUGCAGAUUUCCUUCUGCUCUGUAGUUUUUCCUCUCACUGAUGCAGUUUUUCUCGUACAGCCCAAGGUGCCAAAAAUACAUUGGUUUUGAUCAUCCUUACUGUUUCUUCAGGGGCGAUCUGAACUAAUCUGAGCAGACUGAGAAUGCCUUUCCAUGAGUAGUUGGAGGCUGUAUCUGCCCUUUUUGUGAGAUGGACAGGAUUGAAGGCACUGGAGGACUGCUGUCCCAUGUGGGAUUUAAGUCUACCAGAAAGUGUAUAGCUGAGCAGAUGAAGUGAAUACAGCAGUUGGGCCUGAGGCAGCACCCUGUUAGCAAGAAGUUAAAGCUUCCUCACUUUUUGCAUGUGUGAGAAACAACUGGGUUGGGUAAUCUACCUUAAAAUUGCCCUCACUGCCAUUGUGCUCUGCUCCAAAAGGGUCUGCACAAGGUAAAACACUGGUAGCUGUUUGUGUGCUUGCUGUGCAGCCACUGCCCAUGGAACUGCAGCAAUGAUCUCGUGGCAGCAGUGGGAAGUCAUGGUUAACUGUGCAGAUCAGAAUCCCAUGCACAAGACCAUCUCUUAGAUACUGGCUUUCCUGAUUCGAUUUUCCACCAGCUGCUCUGCUUUAUUACUGUCGUAAGUUUCCAUACGAUUUUAACUGGGAUAAUCCUUAUCCACCCUACAGUGAUGAGGGGAUGGGCUUUAAUCAGGUGGCACAACUCUCCCAUGGCCUUCUGACCAGUGUGCACUGUGGAUUACACUAACUGUGGCUUUUGUCACUGCUUUAGGAGAACACAUGCCUUGUCCCUGUUCUCUCACUAACCUGUACAGGUCUUUUAGUUAAGGACCCAAAGAGCAGCACGUCUUUUAGUGCAGUAGGAUGUGGGCACUGCAGAGAUUUUUCCUAUUCUUUGGCUGGUUCACAGAAUGAAGCACAGAAACAUUGAUUUAGAUACGUUACCCAGACUGAUCUCAGCAUAAAGCAUGCAGGUCUGUUCCUGUCAUCUUAGUCACAAACCACACCUGAUGCCAAGUGUGAGCAGCUGUGUACAGAGCUUCUGGGAAGGUGCUGGGGAACACCGAGCUGUGUACCUACUGGUGAAAACAAAGAGUAUGCAGCUAGCAGGCAAUAGGAAAUACUCUUUCUGUGGCCACUCUCAAGUUCAGCAAUGGAAAAUUCAGGCAUAUAGGAGCAGAUGGAAUUAUUUAUUCCUGCAAAUAGAGAGUCUGUGCUUUCACUUUGUCUCAUGCUAGAAAUCAAGCAGACCUAGUAGGCUUCAGUAAUCCAAGAGCAGCCAGUAUCAUCCUCUUUGUUAAGGUGUUCAGUUUGCAUUCUGUCCUCAGAGCAUUGCCCAAAAGGAGUGAAAAAACCAUCAUAGUCCCUGUUUUCUGUGAAGAACUGAGAGUGGUGAUCUCUUAGCAGCUCUUAAAUUGUGAAAUGUUCAGACUGCUCUUCUUAGCCUAUGAUGGACAGAUGUGCAGUAGUGAAUGUUACUCACGUACCUUUGGUGAGGCAGUGGAACUGAAGGAAAGAAAGGUCAUUAGGAGUAGUUUGAACAGAUGCAUCUUCCCUCUACCUCUUUGGGUCCACUUCUAAAACACUUUAAGUAGAAGAUAAUGCAGACUGCAGAGUUGCCCUUAGUGCCUCUCAUGAAGCCAAGGUCCUGGUCAGAAAUAAGCUGCCUGCUUUUUUUCCAUUGCUGCAAGCAGAUAAAUGGCCAAAUUCAUCCUAAGUAUCAAACCUCUGGAGAGCAGAGGUUUACACCAAGGUUGAAUUUGGCUCAGAAGCCUACACUAACUAAAAGCUCAUGUAAUUACAUGCAUUUCUAGUUUACAUUCCUAUUUAUACAUACAGAAUUACAAUCACUAAUAUUCACUGACUGCACUUGAAAAUAUUUAUGCUUUUAGAAACCACAGUAUGUGAAGCUUGUUUGUAUUAAAAGGGCAUAUUAAUCACCUGCUGUCUUUCUUUAUAACCUGCUCUCUUGGGUUUGCAUCCUGGCCUUUAUUUUUACACCAAUCUGUGCAGUGUUAGCAAACAUUCAACCUCCUGGACAGAGAGUUCCUAGAUGUGAGCUUUGUAUCAGAUGAUGUGACUGACAGGUGAUCAGAUGGUGAAGGAACAGAUUGCACAGAGCUAAUAAGUGCAGUUGCAGUAGUCUGUAAAGCACUAUUAAGUGCUGAGGACAGUAGAAGUUGGAUGAAAGAAUUAGCAGCAAUUAGUCAUGGUUCAGGCUUUGAUGAUAGAUGUGGACUCUGCACAGUGCAGAGCUCUCAUUUGAUCACACGUUGCUGGUGCUAACCUGACAUGUGACUGUGGGUUGAAGUAUUGUAAUAUUGUACCUGUUUGUAUUCCUGUAAUAAAGUUAAUUGUACUGCUACAU
Messenger RNA from Lagopus muta (rock ptarmigan), 6079 nucleotides. It is a transcript of the gene LIMS2, whose product is annotated as LIM zinc finger domain containing 2. The record is from RefSeq and is a predicted model, not a curated record. Lineage: Eukaryota; Metazoa; Chordata; Aves; Galliformes; Phasianidae. Bases 1604 to 2698 code for a protein of 364 amino acids. Gene Ontology annotation, cellular component: cell-cell junction; cytoplasm; focal adhesion. Gene Ontology annotation, biological process: cell-cell junction organization; cell-cell adhesion; positive regulation of integrin-mediated signaling pathway. The transcript is spliced from 10 exons.